CAAGUUUAAAAUUAAACUAUGGUGACUUUAUGAUUCUAACGGCCAUCUAGCAGAAGCUUUGCUAAAUAUAGCUUAAUAGGUGUACGAUAAACUAUAAGUACCUUAUAUAGCUAACCACUGUUAUGUUAACACAUACUUCAGAUAUAUCAUUUUCUCGUAAUUCUCUGUAACAAAGCUACCUUUUAUAGAAAGUUAACCAGCUACCAUAUUCUAUCUUGCCAAUUGAUGUUUUGUAUGAAGUAAAUCGUACAGUAUCAAGGAAAAAAAAGGUACAGUCAAAAAAAAAAAUUGUAUGUGAAAUAAAUUUCUGAUGAGCAGAAGAGAUAACAACCUUGAUUCAAGCAUUAUUCGAAAGAAUGCCAGCUAAAACCUUACAAGAGACAUACGAUGAGAUAGAUUCGGAAUCUGGUAAUAUAGCCGACUCAAAGAUCAAUUAUCAAGACGCUAUUGAUUAUUGGUCAUCAGUUCCAGCUUCUGUUAAUGGGGUACUUGGAGGAUUUGGUGAACAAACACCAGUACCAAAGGCUGAUAUUGUCGGGUCUACUUCUUUUUUAAGAAAAUUACAAACGAGAAUGAGUUGUCCUGAAGGUACUGAAAAGUUGACCAUUGACAUGGGUGCAGGUAUAGGUAGAAUAACUCGUGAUUUAUUAUGGAAAGUAAGUGAUAAAGUUGAUUUAUUAGAACCAGUUAAACCAUUUGUGCAACAAAUGCAUCAAGAAUUAAUCCAAGUUUCUAAAAGAGGUAAACUAGGUGAUAUAUAUGACAUAGGUAUGCAAGAAUGGUAUCCUCCUGCCGAUAAGAAGUACUGGUUAGUAUGGUGUCAAUGGUGUGUAGGUCAAUUACCAGAUGAUGAAUUAGUACAAUUCUGGUCAAGAUGUCGAGAAUCAUUAUUAGAAGGAGGACUCGGUACUAUGAUUGUUAAGGAAAAUAUAGCACCAUAUGAUGAUAUAUUUGAUGAUACUGAUUCAUCAGUAACUAGAACUGAUGAAAAAUUUAGACAAUUAUUCAUUCAAGCAGGUUUUAAAUUGAUUGCUAGUGAUGUUCAAAAGGGAAUGCCAAAGGAAUUAUUUCCAGUUAGAAUGUAUUGCUUAAAACCAUUGUAGAGGAGAAGGUAUUAACUUUCCAGUGUAACAUAAUAGAUAUAAUAAAAUAAAAUUCUCAUAGAUAAAAAUAAUUUCGCACAAGACUUGUAAAAAUUAGCUGAGUUGCAAAAAUAUUAUGAAAAUAACAUAAAAUUAAGGAAAGUGUAAUAAUUAACGU
Scheffersomyces coipomensis is the source of this 1260-nucleotide messenger RNA. Its product is annotated as N-terminal protein methyltransferase. Lineage: Eukaryota; Fungi; Ascomycota; Pichiomycetes; Serinales; Debaryomycetaceae. The transcript has a single exon. Gene Ontology annotation, cellular component: cytoplasm. Bases 357 to 1103 code for a protein of 248 amino acids. Gene Ontology annotation, biological process: N-terminal protein amino acid methylation. The record is from RefSeq and is a predicted model, not a curated record. Gene Ontology annotation, molecular function: N-terminal protein N-methyltransferase activity.